This is a messenger RNA of Ostrea edulis (European flat oyster), 2283 nucleotides long. Its product is annotated as coiled-coil domain-containing protein 1-like. Bases 169 to 1806 code for a protein of 545 amino acids. NCBI's taxonomy places the organism in Eukaryota, Metazoa, Mollusca, Bivalvia, Ostreida, Ostreidae. The record is from RefSeq and is a predicted model, not a curated record. The transcript has 3 exons.
GUAAAAGUGAAGAUCUGUACAAAAGGCUCAGGCAUUUACAGAAACUGUCGGUGUUUUAAAUGUUCUUUCAACAUGAAGAUUGCUUAAUUCUACUUCCAAGAAUUUCUAGUUUCAUUUUUUAAAAUUCAAAGUGAUAGCUGUACUUCCGCCGUGUUCGAGAUCAGAAUUAUGGAGGAUAGGAAGUGCGUACCUCAUAAUUUAAAAUUCAAACGAAAAAAGGAAGAUGAAGAUGUUAAUAGAGCAGAGGAGGAAUAUGAAGAUGUUUAUAUGACAGCCGAAGAAGAUGAUGAUGUUUAUAUAACAGCGGAGGAAAAAGAAGAUGAUGAUUACACAGAGGAGGAAGAUGAUGUUGUUUACAAAGAGGACGAAGAUGAUGAUGAUGUUUUGACAGAGAAGAAAGACGAUGACGAUAUUUAUACAGAGGAGAAAGACGAUGUUUACACAGAGGAGAAAGACGAUGACGAUAUUUAUACAGAGGAGAAAGACGAUGACGAUGUUUACACAGAGGAGGAGGAUGUUUACAAAGAUGAGGAAGAUGAUAACGAUGUUUACACAGAGGAGGAAGAUGAUGACGAUGUUUACACAGAGGAGAAAGACGAUGAUGUUUACUCAGAGGAGGAAGAUGAUGAUGUUGAAACAAAGGAGGAAGAUGCUGACGAUGUUUACAGAAAGGAGGAAGAUGCUGACGAUGUUUACAAAGAAGAGAAAGAUGAUGAUGAUGUUUACACAGAGGAGAAAGACGAUGAUGAUGUUUACAUAGAGGAGAAAGACGAUGAUGUCUACUCAGAGGAGGAAGAUGAUGAUGUUUACAGAAAGGAGGAAGAUGCUGACGAUGUUUACAAAGAAGAGGAAGAUGAUGACGAUGUUUGCACAGAGGAGAAAGACGAUGAUAAUGUUGUUUACAUAGAGGAAGAUGAUGAUGAUUAUGACACAGAGGAAGAUGAUGUUUACAAUGAGGAGGAAGAUGAUAACACAGAGGAGGAAGACAAUGACGAUGUUUACAGAGAGGAGGAAGAUUAUGAUGUUUACAUAGAGGAGGAAGAUGAUGAUGAUGAUAAUGAUGACACAGAGGAAGACGAUGUUUACACAGAGGAGGAAGACAAUGACGAUGUUUACAGAGAGGAGGAAGAUUAUGAUGUUUACAUAGAGGAGGAAGAAGAUGAUGAUGAUAAUGAUGACACAGAGGAAGAUGAUGUUUACACAGAGGAGGAAGAUGAUGAUGAUAAUGAUGACACAGAGGAAGAUGUUUACACAGAGGAGGAAGACAGUGAUGAUGUUUACACAGAGGAGGAAGAUGAUGAUUAUACAGAGGAGGAAGAUGAUGAUGUUUAUACAACAGAUGAAGAUGAUGUUUAUAUGACAGAUGAGGAGGGAGAUGAUUAUGUUUAUAGAAUACUUCGCUUUAAUGAAACGUAUAUGGGGGGCCUGCGUCCGAAAAACAUAUGUUCCAACAUUAGCAUACAGGAACAUGUUGCGGAAGGAAGCAAAGGCAAUAAAUCAAGGUAUAUUUCCUGUUGUAAAACGCUUGAUGGCGUUGAAGAACUUGGGGCAAUUACGAACAAUUCCAGUCGGGUACGUCGUGUUGUAGAGAUCAAUAUCACAAAGCUUAGUAGGAAGAUUCACAUCGUAGAUCUGACGGACAGAAGGAUUCGAAGAAAACAUAUUGAUCCCGGAUCAAAAGCGUGGAGAUAUGCAGAAAGAUUUGAGGAAGUGCUUUUAAUUCCCACUUCACAUAUUCCUCCAAAAUGUGUUAAAUAUAUUGGCAAAAUUCAUCAUAGAACAUUUAUUCCAAUCGAUGAUGCGUGAUGUAUAAAAUAGCAUUGCGUGCAUUAUUAUGAUCUAUUUGAAGCAGACCAUGUUAUUUCUUAUUUUGUUAAAUACAUCCUUCCGAUUGUCCGUUAUAAAAUGACCUGUACAUGCCAUGAACAAAGCAGUUCUAAAUUAUAAAACUGAAAUACACGAAUAGGAGUAUAAAAAUAGACGAUACAUUGGAAGAAACAGAAACUGUAAUAUCAUACAGAUUUCGAUCUUUUUCAUUAAUGAAACCUUCCACCACAAAAUAUAGUCCCUGCCAAACUCUUUCAAAAUUUGAAUUGAUAAAAAAUUUUUCAACUGGAUAGGUUUCAGCAAUAGAUGUGUGAUAUGUUUGCACCAAUGGGAUCAGUAUUGAACCACUAAAUACUUAGUUGUAGCAUCCUGCGCAGUUGUUCUCAAAAGCUCAGGAGCUAACUUCCUUAAGUUUCACCAAAGUAUCUGCUGUGUAAUUAAAUUAUGUUUAUUCGU